UGCCGGGUGAUUUCACACCCUACGUGGAUCAGCAUUCCUCACGAGCCCAAUUACUGCAACAGAAAUACGAACGCGACAAUAAAAUCGAGCCUGAACUGCCUUUGGACAAGCUCUACUUGGGCGAUCACCUCUGCAAGUCGACAAAGCCGGACGUUACACUAACACGUCCAGUACUGCUGCCCUUAUCACGCGUUUCUUCACCACCGCCUGAGGUGGCUGACGUAAUACAAAAAGACGACCAAAUGCCACAAGUUCAGACAGAAACAUCCUUGCUACCGCAAACAGCUGCUCUGACAGAUUCUGUCGGGCCCAGUUUGGAAUAUUUUAAGCAGAAAUUCGGCUAUCAGAAUCCUGACUCACCUGCCGGUCCGAAUUUUGAGACAAAAAUGCCACUUAAGUCAAUUACCGCUAAACCAAACGAACGUUCACCGUCGCCCAUUAUACCGCCUUAUGCCAAUUUUGAGUUGGCCAAACGCAUGCAUCAUGACAAUUUGGAUCAUCAACCGCUGCCAGAUUGUGUAUUGGACAUGGCAUUCCGCAAGCGUCAAAUAACGGGUGAUAAUCCAGGCUUAGCGCUCGAUAUUGCGCCCUUUGCAACCGGUGUUGGCAUACGUACACACAAUGCCGGGCCCACACAUUGCACGAAAAUGAAGGUUUUUCGACCGCGCACAUGUGGCGUCGUGCCCAAAGCUUAUAAUGGCGAUUUGUCCCGCGGAAUUUCCUCAGCACAACCACAAAAACCAAUGACCGCUAUGGAUUUGGCCAUCGGUUGGGAUUAUCGUACUGCCAAUCCAGCUGACGAGCCACAGCCGCCGCCGCAUAUAGACGGUUCAGACGACACCGCCGGUCCAGCCGUGUUUAAUUACGUAAAAACGCCACGUGAUGAACCUACUACAGAUCUGGGUCGCUCGGCAGGCGUUUUCAAUAGCACACUCGGUGAAACAGGUUUCUUUGAUAAGGAUAUCAUGCGCCGUAAAUCGGAUUUCGGUGGUCGCGCUAUUGAGCGCGAUAUCGACUGUCUUUGUGAUGCAGACAAUAGCGCAGCGCGCGCACCAACACGCGCUCGUAGUGUAACGCGCAACUACGCAAUGCCCACAAAUCGAUUAAGCAAGCAAUAUCAGUCUUCACCUAACAUGCUAGCUGAUGAAGGCUACCGUGCACUACGUCAAAAAUAUCUGGGUGGUAGUGGCAAUAUUGCAGCUUCUUGUGAGGAUCUUAUAACAGAACGCGGCUGUAGGCGCUCGAAACAAGUUGGCGGUGCGGCUGGCUUUCUUAGUCGCGCGCGUUCAAGACUAUGUCACAAAGUCGCACCCGAGCCGCCGCAUUGCUAUCAUGCAGCACCACCGCAUACAGUUUGUAAAGCACCAUUUCGCGUUGGCGUGCCGAAAUACAAUGCAGCCGGUCAUUUCGUAAGUACGGAUAGCGGCUGUGGUAUGGAACCGCACACUGCCAGUCGGGUUUUGGUGGUGCCGCGACAACGUGAUCCUUAUGCAAAGCGCAAUUAUGAUAUUGACACGUUGGUGCCACCUUUUCGCAGUUUUGGCGGCGGUGCUGGUGAGGGCGGCUAUCCAGAGCACUGGCGGUUGGCUAGCGUUUAUCAACACGCUUAUAAACCGAUUGAGUUACGACGGAGGCCGCUCCUACAGACAGUUUACAAAUAA
This is a messenger RNA of Ceratitis capitata (Mediterranean fruit fly), 1661 nucleotides long. RefSeq lists its product as uncharacterized. The transcript has a single exon. Bases 243 to 1661 code for a protein of 472 amino acids. The record is from RefSeq and is a predicted model, not a curated record. Lineage: Eukaryota; Metazoa; Arthropoda; Insecta; Diptera; Tephritidae.